Messenger RNA from Geodia barretti, 525 nucleotides. Lineage: Eukaryota; Metazoa; Porifera; Demospongiae; Tetractinellida; Geodiidae. The record is from the annotation of a GenBank genome assembly.
CAGGGAUGCUCGCUGCAGAACGGCAGACCGAGUCUCGCAAUGUCAUUAUUCGGCACGUCGCGCAGUCCGUCGGGGACGCAUCCGGUCAAAAGGUUGCCGCCGAGGUACAGUUCCUGCAGGUUGGAGAGGUUCCCCAACUCCUUCGGUAUCUCACCCGUCAACUGGUUGCCGUGGAGCCACAGCCCAGGUUGGCGAGGUUCCCAACUCCUUCGGUAUCUCACCCCGUCAACUGGUUGCCCCAGAGGGACAGCCCUUGCAGGUUGGAGAGGUUUCCCAACUCCGAUGGUAUGGUCCCGACGAUACCCUCAGAACUCAUGCGCAAUCCGACUACCCGGCCGUUGGCAAGCUCGACUCCCUUCCAUUCGUCGAUGGGGAGGUCCUCGUCCCAGUUCAGCGACUGAUCAACGCUCAAGGUGUCCCUGGACGCCAGAAGGGCUUCGCAGUCGUGGACGAUCCCAGGGUCGGAGUAUCCGGAAACUGCGGCGCUGUUGGGGCACACGCCUUUGCGGACCGUAAUGCUGAUCG